Thecamonas trahens ATCC 50062 is the source of this 21041-nucleotide messenger RNA. Its product is annotated as enterophilin-1. Gene Ontology annotation, cellular component: membrane. The transcript has 9 exons. Gene Ontology annotation, biological process: signal transduction. The record is from RefSeq and is a predicted model, not a curated record. NCBI's taxonomy places the organism in Eukaryota, Apusomonadida, Apusomonadidae. Bases 1 to 21012 code for a protein of 7003 amino acids.
AUGGGUGCGACGUCGUCGUCGUUCCCGGCACUCCCGGGCCCGCCGCGGCCUGAACAUGCGCCGCCGGCACUGCGGGCACGUCUGCUGGGCCUGCUGACACAGGUCGAUGUCUUCCUCACCGAGGCCGACACGCUACUGAUUCCGGCAGAUGAGCCGAGGAGUCCUGGUGGGACUCCGUUGCGUAAGCCCUCGGCAAGGGCUCCAUCUGUACUUGCUGUCUUCGUCACCGCAGAUAGACCGCACCCGCUCGUCAUUCACUACAUGACUACAGUGCUGAGGGCGUACUUUGGCGGCGGGUCACCGCUCACUGCUCGUCUCGCUGUCGAUGCCCUUGACUCGCUUGCGGCUGUUCUCGAGGCUCUCUCCUCGCAUGUUGCUCCGUCGGAUGCUGUGGCCGCUGCGCUCUCGUCAUCGCCGCUGUCGGACUCGACGGCCGAUGCGGCCUACAUGGGCUCGGCCCAGCUGUGGGCUAUCCUCGCCAAGGUCAAGGCGCUGGCCAAGUCAACGCUGCUGCCCGGCGACGCACCUGAUGCCACCUUGCUCAAGUUUGUGGUUGAGAUGGCACCGGCACUCGCCAGCACCGUCGAGCAGCACGUCUCCGCCCUGCCUUCGGUGCUCGGCUCCUCGUUUGCGCUCGCCCUCCUCCGCGCCUUUCUCGCUGCCCGCAUCCUGGCCAUCACCACCGAGCGCGCCCUCUCCUCACACACAAGCCAUCCGGCCGUCCUCGCCUUUGGCCAUCUCUCCGACAUGUUUGGUGAGCACUCGCUUGUUUCUACCCCGAUUCUCAUGCAUGUGCAGGCCUUUGAGCUCACCAUGUUUGUCACCACAUGGCUCGCCGCCCUCGGCAUCUCUGACUCGCUCCCGCUUCAGUUUGCAGCCCGCUCGACGCAGCUCGCGCACGCUCUCCUCACAGCCAUGUCGGACUUGCCCGAGUGGAACGCGCCCAUGCUCGCCCGCCUCGGCCUGGCACCAACCAAUGUCAUCUCUGUUCUCGCCACCAUCCCGCCGCUGGUAGCCACCCCCACCCGGGCCUAUGUCUUUGCCAUUGCUGGUCGCCUCCUCAUUGGCUCGUCGCCUGCGGCUUUUUCUGGCGGCCUCAUCGAGGUCAUGGCCUUGGCCACGAGGCUGCCCUCGCACGUCGCCUCGCGCCUCCGAGCCCUCGUCUCUCAAGCCCGCGCCCUGCCGUCGUUCCCCAACCAUCCGUUUGUACCCUUUCUCAACGGUCUCUCAGCCGCGUAUCCUGCCCUUGACGAUAACGAGAACUACCAGCGCGUCGCGCGCGCCCUGCACGGCGUCUCGGUUGCUUCGGCUACCCACGUCCUCUCCCUUGCCGACGAGCUCCGCCAGGCGCUCGCAGCCGAGCGCGUUCCGGCGCACGAUCUCGAUGCCGCCAUUGCCGAGCUCAGCGCCCGCGCCCAACUCGCCACCUCGCUUGUCGACAUCCUUGUCGAGUCGCUCACUCUCCUCCCGUCGCGCCCAAUGCCUAGCGCCUGGCUCACCUCGCUGGUGGCGGACUUUUGUAAUGUCAUGGCCCUUCAUUUUGACUUUAUUCAGGAGAACGACGCCAUUAGGAUGAUGGCCGCCGUCCACACCGGCCUCCUCUUUUCGCACUCUCGCCUCUCAUCGGCGCUCAAGGCUGCGCGCAAGCUUGCCCGUGCCCUGGAAAAGGUAGCUGCUGACGGAGACUUGCCGCAGUACGACGUCUCUGCCCGAGCCCGCGCAGCCUACGGCGCCGCCAUGCUCCGCACUCUUCUUCAUGAUCCGGCACCGCCGCUGUCGCCCGUCGCGCUCCCGGCCCAGUCGCCGCUGCGCAAGUUUGCGGCUGCCACAAUCCGACCCAUGAGCCUGGUGAAGACACACCAGGCUGCCCACGUCGCUCUCCACCUCGCCCUCGCCGAGCACCGCGCCCUUGCGCCAAGCUCAACCGUCUUUGAUGCCGCUACAGAGGAGAGCGAGCUCGCGGCCUCGGCCCGUGCCGAGCGCAGCUCGCACGAUAGCUCGUCCUCUCCGCGACUGGCUUCGCGCUCGGAGCUCGACUCACUCGAGGCGCAGCUGACGCACCUCCGCGACGCGCUCGCCGAAGCCGAUGCGCGCAACCGGCGUCAUCUCGAGACCGAAAAGGAGCUGCGCGAACAGCUGGCGGCCGCCCGCUCCGCGGCUGGCCCGUCCGACUUGGCUCUCUUGCCCGAGCCCGAGCCUGAGCCCAAGCUCGAGGGCAAGGCGCAAGCCAAAUCACAUGCUACGACUACCUCUGCCGGCUAUGGACCACUCAAGCUCGGAGACCUAGAGUCAACCGAGCCCGCCGAGCUGCGCGCUCGACUCAAGCAGGCGAUUACGGCCUCCCAGGCUGAACACGCCGAGCUGGAAGCACUCCGCGCCGAGCUCAGUGCCCUGCGGCUCCAGCUCAACUCGGAGAGUGGGGCUGAGAGCGCGGCGUCGCUCCACGGUGCACUCGUUGCUCUGCGCGACCAGGUCCACCUCCUUGAAGAGGACCGCAAGUCCCUGCUGGCCCGCGCCGUGGCUGCCGAGGAUGCCGCCCGGUCAGCCAAUGAGAGCAUGCGGACCGCGUACUCGAAGCUAGAGACUGCCACUGUGUCUCUGGAGGAGAGCCGUCGUGUUUCCAGCGAGCAUGAGCGCGACCUGAGCAGAGCUACUGCGCAGAUCACUACGCUACGGUCUGCUCUCGACCGCGUCCGCGGCGAGUACAAGCAGCUGGCGGCCACGUCGCGGAGUGAGCUGGAGUCGCUCACCUCAGCGUAUCAGGCGACCAAGGCAGCCGAAACGGCAGCCCAGGUUGAGGUCCGCUCCAAGUCGGAGCAACUGCAAGUCCUCACGCUACAGGUAAGCCAGUUUGACUCGUCGCUCACGUCGAUCGAGUCGGAGCUGCGGGCGUCGCUCGCCACCGCUCGUGAAGAGCGCGACAGCGUCGAGGCUCAGCUUGCGGCUGAGCGCAAGGCUCGGACUGCGGACUCCAAGCAUGCCAGCGAACUCGAAGCCAGAGUCGAAGAGCUCGAGCGCGCCCUUGCUGCCGCAGCCGAUGAACAGGCCGUGUUCAAAGCGGAAAGCACGGCUGCGUCCGAGGCUGCCGAGGCGGCCUCGGCCGAGCUCGCCAAGUCUCGAUCUGCGCUCGCCAGUCAGGCAGCCGGUGCCUCGGCCGAAGCCGCCGAGCUGGCAACUCGCCUCGCCACCAAGGACCGCCGGGUUCGCUAUCUUGAGCGUGAACUGGAGACCAGCUCUAUGCGCAGUACCGAGGCAGUGUCCAAGCUCGAGGCACGAAUUGGGGAGCUCGAGCGCGAGCUGGAGUCUGUGGUCUCACUCGCUCGCGAGAGCCGCAAGGAGCUCUCGUCGCAGGUAGCAGAGCUUGAUGCUCAACUGGCGACAGAACGGUCGGGCGCGGAGCCGUACAGGGCGCGCGUGGUAGUGCUGGAGAAGCAGCUUUCUGCCGCGAACGAGAAGCUCCGCAGUGUGGUCCAGGUGCGUGACGAGACGCUGGAGGAGGCGGCUGAAGCAGCUGCCAAGGCAUCGCGGUUUGAAUCCCAGGCACGCUCUAUGGAGGAGAGUUUGGAAGCAGCCGAGGCCCGCGAGGCCGGCCUCCGGACCCGCCUCGCCGCGCUCGAGGAGGAGCGAUUGAGCCGAAGCUCGGCCGCCGCCGACGAGGCAGCAGGCCUGCGCUCGCGGACGUCGAAGCUAGAGGCGGAGCUGGAGUCGGCGUGCCGCGAGCGUGACACGCUUGAUGCGACUCACAAGUCACGCAUCCGCACCCUUGAAUCUGAGCUUGAGGCCGCAAAAGUCAAGGCUAGGUCGGCGGACGCGUCGAUUGCGUCGCUAGAGGCUAAGCUGGAGAAGGCCCAAUGUGACAUUGAGAGCACUACAGCUGGCGCGGAGACUACCGCUUCCGAGAACAAGACACUUUCGGCCAAGGCGGCUAAGCUGGAGGGGCUCCUUGCGGCGGAGACCAACCGCCGCGAGGAGCUCGAGACUGAGGUCACUGCCGCUGCCGAUGAGCUCAAGAAAGUGCAAAGUGAGAAGCACUCGUCGCAAGUCAGCGUCGACGAACUCACGCGCGAGGUGGCAACGCUGCGGGCGGGGCGCGACCGUGCCGAUACUCUUGCGGCCGAAGCUGCAACCGAGGCAGAGACACUCCGUAGUGAGUGCAGCACUAUGCGGAAGGAAAUUGCACUCUUGCGCGUUCGUGUUGACGAGCUGGAGGCUGACAAGCUCCAGCUCGACGCCCGGCUUGGAUCAGCAACAGCAGCCCGCGAUGACGCGACGUCGCGUUUGGCGGCGGCCGAGGAGCGCGAGCGCGAGCUGCGCACCAAGGCUCGAACCGCAAGCAGCGAACUCGAGACUGCGCGUGAUGCCGCCGAAGAAGAAGCGCGGCGUGCGGAGCGGAUUGGGCGCGAGAUGGCUGAGCUCAAGGCUGAUCUUGAGCGGGCUAUGGCGCGUGCCCGCGAGGCUGAAGCCGAAGUUGAGCGCAAGGCGCAGAUUCUCGACUCUGAGACACGGACGACGUCCAAGCACGUGAAUGAGCUCAAGGCCGACCUUGCACGGGCAGCGCGGAAGCAAGCCGAUGAAACUGCGGCGCGCGAGGCGGCGCGCGAGCGAUUGGCAGAAGUCGAAGUCGCGCGCGAUGCUGCCGAGGCUGAGCUGGUGCGGAUCAGGAGGAGUGGCGCCAUGGCGGAGGCCGAGGCUCGCGCAGCCCAGGCUGAUGCCGAGAGGAAAGCCAAGGAGCUUGCUGAGGCCCGGGCCGACGCUGAGAGUAUGGUGAAGGAGCUUGCCAAGGUCAAGCAGACACUCGAGACUGCCCAGGCCGAUGCCGAGGCCAAGGCCAAGGAGCUCGGCGAAGUCAGGCAGGCGCUUGAGGAAGCUCAGACCGAUGCCGAGAGCAAGGCAAAGGAGCUUGUCGAAGCCCAGGCUGACGCAGAGAGCAAGGCGAAUGAGCUUGUCGAAGUCAGGCAGGCGCUUGAGACCGCCCAGGCCGAUGCCGAUGCCAAGGCCAAGGAGCUCGGCGAAGUCAGGCAGGUGCUUGAGACCGCCCAGACCGAUGCCGAGGCCAAGGCCAAGGAGCUUAUCGAAGCCCAGGCUGACGCGGAGAGCAAGGCGAAUGAGCUUGUCGAAGUCAGACAGGUGCUUGAGACCGCCCAGGCCGAUGCCGAUGCCAAGGCCAAGGAGCUUGUCGAAGCCCAGGCUGACGCGGAGAGCAAGGCGAAUGAGCUUGUCGAAGUCAGACAGGUGCUUGAGACCGCCCAGGCCGAUGCCGAUGCCAAGGCGAAUGAGCUUGUCGAAGUCAGGCAGGUGCUUGAGACCGCCCAGGCCGAUGCCGAGGCCAAGGCCAAGGAGCUCGGCGAAGUCAGACAGGCGCUUGAGACCGCCCAGGCCGAUGCCGAGAGCAAGGCGAAGGAGCUUGUCAAAGCCCAGGCUGACGCGGAGAGCAAGGCGAAUGAGCUCGGCGAGGUCAGGCAGGCGCUUGAGACCGCCCAGGCCGAUGCCGAGGCCAAGGCCAAGGAGCUCGGUGAAGUCAGGCAGGUGCUCGAGACCGCCCAGACCGAUGCCGAUGCCAAGGCCAAGGAGCUCGGCGAAGUCAGGCAGGUGCUUGAGACCGCCCAGACCGAUGCCGAGGCCAAGGCCAAGGAGCUUGUCGAAGCCCAGGCUGACGCGGAGGCCAAGGCGAAUGAGCUUGUCGAAGUCAGACAGGUGCUUGAGACCGCCCAGGCCGAUGCCGAUGCCAAGGCGAAUGAGCUUGUCGAAGUCAGGCAGGCGCUCGAGACUGCUCAGACCGAUGCCGAGGCCAAGGUCAAGGAGCUCGGCGAAGUCAGGCAGGCGCUUGAGACUGCCCAGGCCGAUGCCGAGGCCAAGGCCAAGGAGCUUGUCGAAGCCCAGGCUGACGCGGAGAGCAAGGCGAAUGAGCUUGUCGAAGUCAGACAGGUGCUUGAGACCGCCCAGGCCGAUGCCGAUGCCAAGGCGAAUGAGCUUGUCGAAGUCAGGCAGGCGCUCGAGACUGCUCAGACCGAUGCCGAGGCCAAGGUCAAGGAGCUCGGCGAAGUCAGGCAGGCGCUUGAGACUGCCCAGGCCGAUGCCGAUGCCAAGGCCAAGGAGCUCGGCGAAGUCAGGCAGGCGCUUGAGGAAGCUCAAACCGGCGCGGCCAAGGAUCUCGACAAAGCCCGGGCUGACGCGGAUAGCAAGGCCAAGGAGCUCGCCGAGGCCAAGCAGAUGCUUGAGACCGCCCAGGCCGAUGCUGCGGGCAAGGCUGAAGAACUGGCACAAGUCAAGAGCUCUUUGCAAGCGACAGAGUCUUCAGCAUUUGCUGCCAGUCAAGCGAAGAUUGCAGAGCUUGAAAGUUCUCUGGCAGAUGCACUCAGCGACCGCGACCAGACCGCGAGCGCCCUUGCUGACGCCCAGACCAAGCUCGACCAGGUUUCGGCGCAGGUGUCGGCACUAGAGGCAGCCAACGACCAGCUUCGCAACGAGAGCGAGCACUUCCGGUCGAAUGCUCGCUCCGAGUACUCAGACCUUACCGGCAAACUCGCCGAUGCCGAGGCAAAGAGCAAGCGGUUCGAGACCGAGUUGAUUGAGACCGACGCCCGUCUUGCCGACGCCCGCAAGCAGCUCGCCAAUACCCGCGCCGAGCUUGACAUUGUUACUGCGCGCGCUGGUGCUCUCGUCGCGCAGGAAGACGGAGCAGAGGCUACCCUGCGCCACAAGUUGGCAGCAUGUGAGACCGAGUUGGCAGACUCGAGGGCUGUUAUUGAGAGGAUGAAGCACGAGAUAUCUACAACAGCUGCGGAAGCAAGCAGCAGCGCUCCCAUGGCGGUGGAAAUGCGUGAUGAGCAGCAGGGUGCAGCGGCCGACACCGAGUCGACGGCCGCGCGCAAGCUUGCAAACCUCGAGGCUGAGCUGGCCCAGGCCAAGACGGCAGCGAUCAACGCCGAGUCGACGGCCGCGCGCAAACUCGCAGACCUCGAGACCGAGCUGCAACGUACUCGCGACGCCGCAGAGGCGCAGGCUGCUGCUGCAAACUCGGCCACCAUUGCCCGACUGGCAAGGCUUGAGCAGCGCCUUGCAGCCUCAGAGACUGUGCCUCAGGCAUCACUCGGCGUGGAGGAUCUUGCUGUCUCGCGAGGACCGACAUUGGCGACACCUUCGACUCCGCCGUCGCACGUUCACCACUACGACAGCGACCGCCUUGACGCGCUGCAGUCACGACUGGCGACGCUGACACCGAUGCGUGACACCGCACCUGACGCCGCAAUUGAUCACAUCGAAGCCCACCUGGAUGCCAUCAAUCGUUCGCGAGACAAGCUGCAGGCCAACCUGGACGCAUCGCAGGCGGAGAUUGCGUCGCUGCGCCAGCUGCUCAACGCAUCGCAGCAAGAGACCGAGACAGCCCGUAUCGAUGCUUCCCGCGCUCGCGCCGAGACCGCCGAAGCCCGCGCAGUCCUCGAUGCCAAUGUCAAGCGCUCUGCUGCCUCUGACGCCCAGCGCAAGGCCGCGUCGCUCGAGCGCCUGCGUGCCCGCCGGGCCGAGCGCGACAACGAAAUCAAGCGCAUGCGCGACGAGAUUCGCGAGGCUGCCACCCACAUGGCCGAGCUCGGUGAUGCUUCCGAGGCUACUGCCAUCGAGCACCACGCUAUGGCGCUGCACAUCGCCGACCUAGAGGCCGCGCUCAAGAAAGCCGGCGAAGAUAAGUCCAAGCUCACAGCCCGCAUCAACGAGCUUGUCGAGGAGCGCCAGAAGCUCGCCUCGCGCGCCGCACAGCUUGAAGCCUCUAUCCAAGACUUGCAGAGCGAACUGGCGUCUGCUCAGACGUCAGAGUCGCUUCGCACAGCCGAGAUCGAGCGCUUGGGCGAGCAGAUUGCCAGUCUGCGUGCCGACCAGCGCAAGGCAUCGGCGGACAAGGCAUCUGCUGAUCGCGAUGCGCUGCGGGUCGAACUGGCAGCCGCUGUGGAGCACAAGACGCGUGCCGACGCCGCUGAGCGCCACGUCAAUGAUCUUACUGUGGAUCUCUCCCGACAGGAGCGCGCAGCAGCCGCGGCCGCCGCAGACACUGCUGCGGCCACCAAGGCGCUUGAAUAUUCCAACGCCCGUCUCCAGGCCGCUCUCGAAGAGCUUCAGAGUGAGAGCAAGGCUAACAUUGGGGCGCUACGUAGCGAGUGCGUCGAGCUCAAGUCUCAGCUUGACGAGGCACAAGCCGAAAUUGCGCGUCGCGACGCUCACGUUGCCGAUCUCGUCACCACCCAGAGCGAGACGGCCUCAUCCGAACGUCUUGUGGCCGAACUCAAGGACCAGAUCGUAGCGCUUCGUGACCGUCUGGAAACCGCAAAAGCAGAGACUGCUGCUGUCCAGGACGAGCUGGACAGUGCUGCUGUUGCAUCGGCGUCCCGCGAGGCAGAGCUUCACAGGAGUCUCUCUGCUGUUGAGGCCACCAGGGCUAACGACGAGUCGGCCCUUGUCGCCUCCCUCCGCACUGACGCCUCGCGUGUUGCCCGCGAGCGCGAUGACGCGCGAGCCCAGACUGCCGAAGCUGAGCGAAGCUUGCGUGCAACGGCAGCCAAGCUAGUGGUUGCGGUACAAGACCUGGAAGAGGCGAAGGCCGCGCUAGCGUCGGUGCAGGCAGAUUUGCGCGAAGCUAACGAAGCGCGAGCUGCUAACGAAGCGAUGUUCGACGAUACCCAGAGCAAGCUGAUGGCUAUCGAGGGCGAGCUGGAGCGUACGCGCCAUGACGUUGAAGACGCGCGGGCGGAGGCCGAUGAAACGCGUGCCGAGCUUCGGACUGCACGAACCGAGAUUGCGCGGCUCGGUUCGGAUGUGGAGCGUAGCAGUGCUGUCGCUGCUCGCGCCGAGCGGCGUGUCUCGGCUGCAGAAAAGCGCCUGGAAGCCGCAACUGCCGCUCGCACCCGCCUUGAAGAUGAAGUGCGCAAAGCUCGCGGCGAGGCCAAGCGCGCACGUGAGCGCGAAGACCUUUCUGCCUCGCAGCUCGAGCACGGUCUUCAGGCCGAGUACGCCAUCGUGUGUGCCGAGCGCGAUACACUCACCGAUGAGGUUACCGAGCUGUCGGGGCGGCUUGCAGUAGCUGAGGCCAAGGCUUUCGACCAGGCCGCGUCCUUUAUGGAGGGCUCUGAGUCGAACGAGGCACUGCACGAAAAGCUUGCCGCAGCCAACGCCCACAUCGCGUCGGCCGAAGCCGCACGCCAGCAGCUGGAAGGCGAGGUCUUCCGCAGUGGCGCUGCUCUCCGCGACAUCGAGGACGAAAUGCGUGCACUCGAGCUCAGCCAAACAGAAGCGCACCGCGACCGCAACGAAGCUUUGGCGAAGAUGGCCCAAAUGGAGCGCCAACGCGAGCUGUCUAUGGCGCGGACCGCUGAUCUCCGCAACCAAAUCGAGGCAUCGCGCGCGGAGGCAUCGGGCGAGAAGACCAAGGCCGUCAAGCUUGGGAUGCAGGUGGCGAGUCUCGAGAAGAAAGUAGCCAUGCUCACUGCCGAACUAGAGCGCUCGCGUGCUAUGUAUCAAGGGCUGGUGGAUGAUGACAUCGAGGAGCUGAACGCAUCGAUUGCCAGCCAGCGUGCGCGGGACGAACUUGCGGAUGUGGCCCGCGAGCGGGAUGAGGCGCGAGGCCAGCUUGCUGCGGUCGAGGCUGAUCAUGGUUUGCUACGUCAUUCGCUUCGUGAGCUGCGCGACGAGCACCAGCGAGUGCUCAGCGAGCUCGCAGCCGAGCGAGGACGCGCCGAAGUCGCCGAGCGCGAGCUCGAUGGCGUCAGGGUAGCCAGCUCAGUGGCCACGAGCGAACUCGAGCGGGCGGGGGCACGUGUUGAUAACCUUGAGCAUCAAGUUGUGGCUACAGAGCGCGCUCUAGCUAUCGAGCAGACGCGCUCGCGUGCGUUGCAGGAGACAGUGGAGCGGUGCAGGGCAUCACUUGAUGACCUCCGUGGACGACUGGCCAGCGCCGAUGCCGAAGUAGCGCGCUUGCGCGCGGAGCAGAGCCAGUCGACGAUCGUGCCGACACCUGCGGACGUGACCAAGUUGGCCGACGAGCUCGCCAAGUGUCGCAUGGAUCACACAAUGGCUGUUCGCGAGCGUGAUGCCGGUCGCGAAGAGAUCGAGCGUCUCCGACUUCAGCUUGCGGAGCUGACUCGCCAGCUGGUCGAGAGUCUGGCGGCGACCAGAAACGCGACAGUAGCGAGCCGCCCAAUCGCGACCGGGAAUGCCAACUUGACCGCUACUCAGGACGCUCUUGUUGAGCAGCUAGUUGAGGCCAAGACAGCCAAGCUGGCGGCCGAGUCAGAUGCUGCUGCAGCUGCUGGCGAGGUGCGAGAGUUGAAGAAGCAGCUGCACGAGGCCGGAGCCAAGGUGGAGCGGAUCUCUGAGUUGGAGACCGCACUCGCGAUGGCGCUGUCCGAGUGCGACGCCGCAAUGGACCAGGUGGAAGAGAGUUCGAUUGCAGAGCUACGGGCUCAACUGGCGACCACAGAUGCCGCGCGAGUUCGCGCCGUGAGCGAUGCUGCUGCUGCAUCCAACGAUCUAGCAGCGGUCCGCAAGCAGCUGGCAGAUGCGGCUGCCAACGAGAGUUUUGCGACGGCUGCUUCUCUCACAGAGCUUCGUAAUGCACUGAGCAUCGCCGAGACAGAUCGCGACAAGGCCGAGCAAGAACUGGCCAUGCUCCGCAAGGAGAACGAAAGCGAGUCCGACGGCACCGUGUCAGUACAGGAUCUGGUCGAUGUGCAGAAGCAGCUUGCAGCCGCGCGCGCUGAGGUGGAGAGCACACAGGCUGCUGCCAGCCGUGAGCUUGCUGAUCUGCGACAGCAACUUGCCGACGUUACUGCCGCCAAAGCACAGGCAGAUGACAAGACUGCCUCGGCGACGACUGAGCUCACUGCGCUUCGCGAAGAGCUUCAAAAGGCUGUGGCCACCAGUAGCGCGACAGCGUCCGAUACCGCGGGUUUGGUGCAGCAACUUGUAGAGGCCAAGGCGGCAAGGAUGGCGGCUGAGACCGAAGUGGCGGCCGCGACAGGUGAGCUUGACAAGGUCCGCAAUAGUUUGCGCGAGACAACCGCUCGAGCCGACGCGCUCGACGCACAACUUGCGGAAGCGAAGGCCUCUCAGGAUGCUCACAGGGCGGCCGAGGUUGCUGCACUCAUGGAGCAACUGAUGGAAGCAAAGGCGGCCAAGAUGGCUGCCGAGACCGGAUGCUCAAGCGCAGUUGGAGAGCUGGAGAGCAUGCGGGGCGCUUUCGCGACAAUGCAAGAGAGCCGUGACUCCCUUGCUACCGAAGUGGAUGCGUUGCGCGCGAGCCUGGAGAAAGCCAAGGCCGACAAGAAGCUUGGCAGUCGAGCCAAGACCGAGGCGCGCAAGCUGCGUCGUCAGCUGCGAAGCGCCGUCGAGAACGUCGAAGAGCUCACCAGCCGUGUCCAUGAGCUCGAAGCACUGCUCGAAGAGAGCCAACUUGACAAGAGUCUGGCGCCUGAAGAUGCGGGAGUCAUGACUGCGGCCAAUGAGACCCGAGUGGAUGCCGAGGCCGAGAAGGCAGCGAUGCAGGUCGUACUUGAUUCGAAAGAUUCACAGAUCCUGGAGCUUGAGGCCGAAGUAGCAACGCUGAAGGCUGUGGCGGAGGAGAAAGGCACAGCCCUGCAGGAUGCAGUGGUCGAGAAAGCGUCGAUGCUUGCCGUGCGUGAAGAGCUUGAAGCCGAUAAGUCAGCUGUACAGGAGGCGCUGGCGGAGCUCGAGACCAGAAAGGCGACGUUGGAGGCGGCACUGGAGGAGAAAGAGGCAGCGGUACAGGAGCUGGCUGUGGAGCGAGAUGCAGCAGCUGCGGCGCGAGAUGCAGCGCUAGAGAAUCACGUCGAUGACGCGCGCGGCACGUAUCAGCUCGUGGCUGCGCGCGCUGCACAAGCGGCUGCCGAGUCGAGGAACAACGCCAACGAGUCGGAGCUCGAGACCAUGCGGCAGAAGCUCGAAGGCGCCGGUACGCUUACAAAUUCACUGCGAGAGGAGGUGUCCGCAUUGGAGACAUCGCUCGAGAGUGUUCGUGCUGAUUGCGAUGCACAGAGAGCCGAGAACUCUGCGUUGAAGGCGCGUGUCGCCGAGCUGGAGAGCGAGCUGGCGAUGUCGCGAGCGCUUUUGGACGAGGCCAACGAGGCUCGGAAGCGAGGCGAGACUUUGGUGCAACUGGCCAUGAUGCAAAAUCUCGUUUCGAGCCGGAGUGACUCUGGCUCCGACCUUCAGCUAGACAACGAGGUCGACAAGCUGCGGCGAGAGCUGCUCACGCCGACGACGAGCUCGGACGUGCUCUUUGCAGCAGCAAGUGACGCUGACAGCGAGAGCGCCGCGGCGAGUGUGCCAGAUGUCCCCGAGGCUGACAUGCGAGUGCAGGAGCUGGAGGACGAGCUGAUGCGGACCCGUGGCGAGCGCGACGAGGCGAUGGCUGCGAUGCAUUCAGAGGGCAUCGACACAUCGCUUGUGGAUAUGAUGCAGCGAGUGGUUGCCGCCGAGAGUGACGCGGCUGCCGCGGCUGCUGAAGUCGAGCACUUGCGGGCACAGGUUGCCGACCUCAGUGCCAAGCUAGUGACGUCGAGCGCGACGGCGAUGGCCGAAGCGGAAGCGGAAGCGAUCCGGCCUGGUCCACAAGUGAUGGAGCUCGGGACGCACGUGGCUCAGCUUGAGCGCGACCUGGCGCGUGCUCGGUCGGAGCGUGACCGAGCGCUCAAGGACAAAAUGGCGCUGUUGCAAGGACGCGGGAGUGACGAGGCGAUGGCCGAGCUUCAGGUGAUGCAACAGCUUGUGGAGGCCAAGACAGCCAAGUUGGCCGCCGAGAGCGAUGCGGCCGCGGCUGCGGCCGAGGUCGAGCAGCUGAGGAGCCAGCUGCUGUCGGAAGGCGCCUCAGCCGAUGAGCUGAAUCAGCGCGUGGAAGAGCUGGAGCGGAAGCUUGAGCGUAAGGUUGCUGAGACACGGGCCGAGCUGGACGCUGUGUUCCGCAGCAUGGAGGAGGAGGGUGCGAGUAGUGCCGAUCUAGCGGUGAUGCAGCAACUGGUGGAUGCUCGCUCGGCCAAGAUGGCCGCCGAGUCGGAUGCGGCGGCGGCGGCGGCAAUGGUGGAGCGGCUGCACAGCAAGCUGCUCUCAGCGGGCGAGAGCACGCAUGAGCUGAGUGGUCGCGUGCAGGAGCUCGAGAAUGCACUCGCCGAGGCGCGUGCGGAGCGCGAGGCCGCUGCUGAUCGCGAGGUCUUCCGUCUUCAGCAGCAGCUGCUUGAUGAAAAGCAGAGCGUUCGUGAGCUCCAAGAGCGAGUGUGGACACUCGAGCGCGAGACAGCGCUUGCGCAUGCUGCGAGCGAGGGCCGACGCGAAGACGAUAUCAUGCGCCAGCUUGUGGAAGCCAAGGCUUUUAAGCUGGAGGCCGAGAGCGAUGCGGCAGCCGCGGUGGCCGAGCUGGCACAUGUCCAGCGCGAACUGAAGGAGGCAACGCGACGAGCGGGUAGCCUGAAGUCGCGAGUCCGGGAGCUUGAAGGUGUUCUUGAUGCCAGGGACGCCGCGGAGAGUGUUGAGGAGAAGCGGCUUCGGAAGCAGCUUGUUUUUGCCGAAGCCAACGCAAAUGCGUUGAGCUCACGAGUGGCCUCUCUGGAGGGUGAGCGCGAGGCAGUAGCGGCGAGCGAAGGCGGCGAUGCUGAGACGCAGAGGUUGCGCAAUAAGCUGGAGGCGGCAUCUAAGAGCAACGACUUGCUCAGCGAGCGAGUGGAAGAGCUUGAGCGCGAACUGGACGAGGCACUGGCGGCCAAGGCUGAUGUUAUCGUCCGCGUUGACUCUGCGACCGACGAGUCACGUUCGGGUGAGAUGAUUCGCGAGUUGGAGGAGAAGCUUGCAGCUGCCGAGGCCGAGCUUGCUGUGGUCCGGGAGAGUGUUAGAAGUGCAGCGUCGGAUGCAUCGCAGCGGGAUCUGAUGCAGCAGCUUGUGGAGGCCAAGUCGGCGAAGCUAGCUGCCGAGAGCGAUGCCGCAGCCGCGACGGCCGAGGUGGGCAAGCUGCGCAAGCGGCUUGGGGCGGCUGUCGAAGCGGCCGAGGAGCGGGAGAUGGGUCUCGAGGCUGCAUUGAGAACGAAGGACGAGGCUGUGGUCAGGCUUGAGACCGAGAAGGAGGUGCUUGGGCGGCGGAUUGCGGCUGUAGAUGAGCAGGCUGCUGACACUGCGACAAGCGCAGCACGUGUGGCCGAGCUGGAAGCCGAGGUGACGGCCAAGGACGAGGCUGUGGUCAGGCUUGAGGCCGAGAAGGAGGUUCUCGAGCGGCGGAUUGCGGCUGUAGAUGAGCAGGCUGCUGACGCUGCGACAAGCGCAGCACGUGUGGCCGAGCUGGAAGCCGAGGUGACGGCCAAGGACGAGGCUGUGGUCAGGCUUGAGGCCGAGAAGGAGGUGCUUGAGCGGCGGAUUGCGGCUGCAGAUGAGCAGGCUGCCGACGCUACGACCAGUGCAGCACGUGUGGCCGAGCUGGAAGCCGAGGUGACGGCCAAGGACGAGGCUGUGGUCAGGCUUGAGGUCGAGAAGGAGGUUCUCGAGCGGCGGAUUGCGGCUGUAGAUGAGCAGGCUGCUGACGCUGCGACCAGCGCAGCACGUGUGGCCGAGCUGGAAGCCGAGGUGACGGCCAAGAACGAGGCUGUGGUCAGGCUUGAGGCCGAGAAGGAGGUUCUCGAGCGGCGGAUUGCGGCUGCAGAUGAGCAGGCUGCCGACGCUGUGACCAGCGCAGCACGUGUGGCCGAGCUGGAAGCCGAGGUGACGGCCAAGGACGAGGCUGUGGUCAGGCUUGAGGCCGAGAAGGAGGUUCUCGAGCGGCGGAUUGCGGCUGUAGAUGAGCAGGCUGCUGACGCUGCGACCAGCGCAGCACGUGUGGCCGAGCUGGAAGCCGAGGUGACGGCCAAGGACGAGGCUGUGGCCGAGAAGGAGGUGCUUGAGCGGCGGAUUGCGGCUGUAGAUGAGCAGGCUACCGACACUGCGACAAGCGCAGCACGUGUGGCCGAGCUGGAAGCCGAGGUGACGGCCAAGGACGAGGCUGUGGUCAGGCUUGAGGCCGAGAAGGAGGUGCUUGAGCGGCGGAUUGCGGCUGUAGAUGAGCAGGCUACCGACACUGCGACAAGCGCAGCACGUGUGGCCGAGCUGGAAGCCGAGGUGACGGCCAAGGACGAGGCUGUGGUCAGGCUUGAGGCCGAGAAGGAGGUGCUUGAGCGGCGGAUUGCGGCUGCAGAUGAGCAGGCUGCUGACGCUGCGACCAGCGCAGCACGUGUGGCCGAGCUGGAAGCCGAGGUGACGGCCAAGGACGAGGCUGUGGUCAGGCUUGAGGCCGAGAAGGAGGUUCUCGAGAGGCGGAUUGCGGCUGCAGAUGAGCAGGCUACCAACACUGCGACCAGCGCAGCACGUGUGGCCGAGCUGGAAGCCGAGGUGACGGCCAAGGACGAGGCUGUGGUCAGGCUUGAGGCCGAGAAGGAGGUUCUCGAGCGGCGGAUUGCGGCUGCAGAUGAGCAGGCUGCCGACGCUGCGACCAGCGCAGCACGUGUGGCCGAGCUGGAAGCCGAGGUGACGGCCAAGGACGAGGCUGUGGUCAGGCUUGAGGCCGAGAAGGAGGUGCUCGAGCAAAAUUUGGCAGGAGUCGAAGGGCAGCUGCAGGCUUGCAGCGUGACCAGCAAGCGGGCCGAGGCUGAGCGCCAGGUGCUCGUCAAACAGCUGGAGAUAGCCGAGCGUGAGCUGGAGGAUGCUGGGACACUGGAUUGUGAACAGCUGAAAGCGCAGCUCAACAGCACGGAAGCACGUCUGGAGGAGGCCGCACAGACUGUGGCUCGUCUGGAGGUGGAGAACCAGGUCCUGAAGCGCCAGGCAUCUGCCGCUGAUGAGCUUGCCAGUCGCGUAGCUGUUCUGGAGCGUGAGCUGAAGGCGACGAAGAAGUUGUCAUCCAAGUCAACCGAGAGUGCAACGGAUGGGCUCACAGACAAGCUUGCUGCUGUUGAGCUCCAGCUCGCCAAGGCAGAGCGUGAUCUUUCAUCGCGCCCCACCCUGGACUAUGUUGCUGAAUUGGAGACUGAGCUGGCAGCCGCAAAGGCACUUCUGGCUGCUGCUGCUGAGGCCGAAGCGCAAGGCGAGCUCCGCCAUUUGCGCGACAUGCUGGACACGCUUGAGACUGCUUCCCACCAAGGCACCAACUCACACCAAGUCGCAGAAGGUGUGUAUCACGGGCAUGCUGAGCUGGCAGAAGUUGCCUCUGCUACACGGAUGGUUCUUCCUACAACUGCCGCGGCGGACACGAUUGAGCCAGAGCUUGCACGUGUGCAGGCUCUUCUUGCAGAGCUUGGUGACGAAGUGCCAGUGGCAGAGACAAUGGAGGCCUUUGUCUCUCUGGCAGGGCGGCUGGCUGACUCGAUGUCGUCUUUGGCCGACGUUAUGGGCGAGCGCGACACUGCUAUGGGCGAGGUGGAUCGUCUACGCCUGUUGCUUGACGCAAGCCGGAGCGAGGCUGCACUCUCUCAGGUUGGUAGUACCGAUGCUGUUGGCACCACCAACUCUUCGGAGUCGUUUACUGGUGGUGAAACCGUGGUCGAAAUGGAGCUUUCUGCCAGUCGUGCUGCGCAUGCGCGCGCCGAAGCAACUGUUCGUCGGCUGCAGGCUGAGCUUGAGGAGGCACUCGCUGCUGUGGGUGCGUCGAGUGAGGACAUGCUGAAGCGGAUCCAGCGGCUCGCCCGCGAUCGUGCUGAAGCAGCCAGCGAGGCCGAUGCGCUGCGAAGCGUGGGAGAGGCGCUGCGGCGCAAGGUGGCUGCUAACGAGAUGCAGCGACAGGCAAUUCUUGUCGAACUUGCAGCAGCACAGACAGCGCUGCUGGAUGCCCGUGGAGCCAUUGCCGAGAGGACGUGCGAGGGUGCAGCUGCAGAGAUUGAGACGUUGCGGUCAGAGCUUGCGCGAGCGGGGGCUGCGCUCAAGGUCUCACAAGUUGGCCUGGUUGCGGUCGAAGAUGAGCGUGAUGAGCUGGUUGCACGAUGUGCCGCGGCUGCUGCUGAGCGUAAGAUUCUGCUGGAACGGGCUGAGAGUGCUGAGCUCGCCUGCGACGAGCUCGAGGCGAGAUGCCAGGAGUUGGAGCGGGAUCACGACGAUCUGGAAAGCAAGGUGGAUGAGCUUGAAGUCGAUCGCGACGAGCUUCUUGCCGGUCAGGCGGAGCUUUCGUCGAAGAUUGAGGCGAUUGAGAUGGAGCGUGAUGUCGAUUCUGCCAGUUUGACACAAGCUCUGGUGGACGCCCGAGCCGACGUGGCGCGCCUCGAGAGUGUCGCUGCAGAGAGCGAAGAGAAACUGCGGCAGUGCGAGGAUGAGCUGACGUCAGUUCGCGAGCAGCUUGAUACCGAAGCCGACGGACUGCGUGAGCAGCUCGAAGCUGCCACUACCGAGCGCGACCUUGCUCGUGCUGAUGCCGAUGGGCUGCGUACCGAACUCGAUACUCUCCGCGAACAGCUCGAUGUACUUCGCGAGCAGCUCGAUGCUGCCGCCACCGAGCGCGAUGCUGCCCGUGCUGAUGCCGACGGAUUGCGUGAUCUGCUCGAGUCUGCUACCACCGAGCGCGACCUUGCUCGUGCUGAUGCCGAUGGGCUGCGUACCGAACUCGAUACUCUCCGCGAACAGCUCGAUGUACUUCGCGAGCAGCUCGAUGCUGCCGCCACCGAGCGCGAUGCUGCCCGUGCUGAUGCCGACGGAUUGCGUGAUCUGCUCGAGUCUGCUACCACCGAGCGCGACCUUGCUCGUGCUGAUGCCGAUGGGCUGCGUACCGAACUCGAUGCUCUCCGCGAACAGCUCGGUGCUGACACUGACGGACUGCGUGAGCAGCUCGAAGCUGCCACUACCGAGCGCGACCUUGCUCGUGCUGAUGCCGAUGGGCUGCGUACCGAACUCGAUGCUCUCCGCGAGCAGAUCGGUGCUGACACUGACGGACUGCGCGAGCAGCUCGAAGCUGCUGUCACCGAGCGCGAUGCUGCUUGUGCUGAUGCCGAUGGGCUGCGUACCGAACUUGAUGCUCUCCGCGAGCAGAUCGGUGCUGACACUGACGGACUGCGCGAGCAGCUCGAAGCUGCUGUCACCGAGCGCGAUGCUGCUUGUGCUGAUGCCGAUGGGCUGAGGACUGAGAUUGAUGCACUUCGCGAGCAGCUUCAAGCUGCCACUACCGAGCGCGACCUUGCUCGUGCUGAUGCCGAUGGGCUGCCUGCCACUACCGAGCGCGACCUUGCUCGUGCUGAUGCCGAUGGGCUGCGUACUGAACUCGAUACUCUCCGCGAACAGCUCGAUGUACUUCGCGAGCAGCUCGAUGCUGCCGCCACCAAGGGCGAUGCUGCUCGUGCUGAUGCCGAUGGGCUGCGUACCGAACUCGAUACUCUCCGCGAACAGCUCGAUGUACUUCGCGAGCAGCUCGAUGCUGCCGCCACCAAGCGCGAUGCUGCUCGUGCUGAUGCCGAUGGGCUGCGUACCGAACUCGAUACUCUCCGCGAACAGCUCGGUGCUGACACUGACGGACUGCGCGAGCAGCUCGAAGCUGCUGUCACCGAGCGCGAUGCUGCUUGUGCUGAUGCCGAUGGGCUGAGGACUGAGAUUGAUGCACUUCGCGAGCAGCUUCAAGCUGCCACUACCGAGCGCGACCUUGCCCGUGCCGAUGCCGAUGGGCUGCGUACUGAACUCGAUACUCUCCGCGAACAGCUCGAUGCUGACACUGACGGACUGCGUGAGCAGCUCGAAGCUGCCACUACCGAGCGCGACCUUGCUCGUGCUGAUGCCGAUGGGCUGCGUACCGAACUUGAUGCUCUCCGCGAGCAGAUCGGUGCUGACACUGACGGACUGCGUGAGCAGCUCGAAGCUGCCACUACCGAGCGCGACCUUGCUCGUGCUGAUGCCGAUGGGCUGCGUACCGAACUCGAUGCUCUCCGCGAGCAGAUCGGUGCUGACACUGACGGACUGCGUGAGCAGCUCGAAGCUGCCACUACCGAGCGCGACCUUGCUCGUGCUGACGCCAACGCACUCCGCAACCAAGUUGAGACUACAACCUCUGAGCGUGACAUUGCUCGCGCGGGCGCUGAUGCCGUUCAAAUCAGGCUCGAGGCUCUUGAAGCCGAGACUGCCGACACUUACGAGCAACUCGACUCGCUCCAAAGCCAGCUUGCUGCUGCCUCGGCUGAGCGUGACGCCGCCCGCACCGACGUACGCGACCUCCAUUUGGAGCUCGAUGCGUUCCGUGGCCAACUCGACGUGCUUCGCGACGAGCUGGUUGAGGACGCCGACGCCUUGCGCGAUCAGCUUGCAGCUGCUUCUGUCGAGCGUGACGAGGCCGUCGCCGAACUCGCCGCGCUCCGCGCCGCGCUCGCAGAUACCUCUGGGGUCGAGUCGACGCUCCGCCAGCUGCUUGACACCAAGGCCGAGCGUGAUCUUGCUGUGGCCGAUGCUGCGGCGCUCCGUGCUGCGCUUGAUGCCCGGACCACGGAAGGUUCCACUGUCGAGACGACCGUCGAAAAACUUCUAGAAGCUCGUGCCGAGGCUGCAUCGCUCCGCACUCGUGUUGCUGAGCUCGAGACGGAGCUUGCCGAUUCUGUGGCGGCACUCACUGUCUGCAACUCGGAGCGCGUUCUCCUCCGCCAGGAUGUCGACAAGCUUACCGCUGAGCACUCGUCGCUAACCAACGCCACGACCUCGCUCACCCGCGAGCUGCUCUCCCCGGAGCGCGUCUCGCGCGAUGAGGUUGAACGUGCUGUUGCAUCUGCCGAGGCCCGCGCCGCGGAUCUUCAGAGCCGGCUCGACGCUCUUAUUGAUGCAAACAUGGACCUUGAGUCGGAGCUUUCUGCCGCCAAAAAGGCUGCCGCUGCUGCUGCCAAGUCGCGCGACAAGCGUCUCUCCGAGCUGCAGACCGAGCUUGAGCGCGAGCGCGAGCGUGCUGCGCUCCUCACCUCGUCCAAGGAGCUUCUGACCAGCCAGCUGGCCGACGUACAGGAGACGCUAGCGACGUCUGAAGGCGCCAACGAGGAUCUCAGCAGCGAGCUCGACAACCUGCGCGCCUCCUACAACGAGCUCCUGUCGCAGCGAAACGAGCUGCUUGACACCGUUCUUCCGUCGACGCUGCAGUCGUCGCACCUCAUCUCCGACACCGAAGUCUUGUUCGAACAGAUCGUAGAGCAGGAGCUGCGCAAGCGCAUCGCCGACCUGGAGGAAGAGCUGUACGCGUCAGGGAAGGAGGAUGUGGUCCAUUGGGAUGUGCUCGAGCGCGAGCGCAUGCGCAACGAGUUGAGUCUGGCUCAGGCCGAGUCGCGCCAGCUCCAGGCCCAGCUCGAUGCCCUCAUCGAGAUGCAGUCUGCCGUUCCAAGCCUGGCCGACGCACCGGACACUCCGCUCCGCCGCGAGCGGCCAGUGUCAGCGCCGAGCGCAACGCCUCAAACCGAGUCGAGCAUUGACUCGCGAGCCCUGGUUGUGUACUCGACCGAGACGCCGUCGUCGAUGUCGACCGUUCCGCACCGCAGGGUCUCAUCGCUUGCAUCUAUGGGCUCGUAUGCUUCACCGCCGCCGCGCACUGACAUGUACAUGCGCGGCCGCUACGCCUCACCGAUGCCGCCAUACCUUGCCACGCCGCCAUUCUUUGCGUCGCCACCGCCAAUUCCGUCGCGGGCAACCGUUGACGACGAAUCGUCGCUCUCGACCUCACUCUCGACCUCGCUCUCGACUUCAGAGGAGCCGAUCCGCCGCUCGGCCCGCAAGACCAGCGGAUCGAAGCGCCGGUCGCGCCCGUCGACGCCACCCAAGGCCCGCUCCCGCUCGCGCGCCUCAUCGACGUCAAAGUCAAAGUCGUCGUCGUCGUCCCGGACCAAGACCGGAAAGACCAAGACUGAGACCAAGUAUAUUGCCGUCCCGGUUGCCGUUCCGGUCCCGGUCUCCUCGCCUGUCCGCUACAUCGUGCCAUCAACGCGGUCUAACAUCGGCCCCAACCUCUCGUCGCCGCUCCGUGGCCCGGGCCCACGCCACAGCUCACAUCAGCACCGCGGCUGAGAAGUAGAUUUUAAAGCUGAAGGAAAGCC